UACACCUUUCCAGCCACUUUUCUUUUUAUAUAAAGAUAGGUUAUUUAAGAGAUCAACCAACUCAAACCUCACAUAUCUAGUGUGUGUAUGUGUGUGUGUUUUGUUGUGUGUGCAUAUAUAUGGAGAAAAAUGAUCAAGGGUCAGGGUGCUACUGCUACUUCCAUCCAGAUGAAGUCUUUGUAGGGGUGUGUCCCUUAUGUUUACAUGAGAGGCUUAUUGUAGUUGCAGCGAAACGAUGUCGUGGAGGUCUUCGUCUCUACGCGAGUAGCUCCUGCAAAUCGUCGAAACCGUGCAUGGUUGUGCCUAAGAUGUUUGCCAUCGAUUAUUUGAUUCAUCGCAAGACCAAGAAAAACAAACUUAAACCUAAGGCUAAAGAUGUUGAAGACGAUGAUGAUGAUGCAUCAGCCAGUCUAGACGAUUCGUUCAUAUCAAUAAGGUUUGAUGAAGAUAACACUGUGGGUGCUUGGGAGAAAGGGAAAGAUUCCAAGAGUAUAGUUGAACAUGCCAAACCACAAUGGUCCUCCCUAAGGUGGCGAAAGCGGAUUGGUCACGUUUUCCAGCUCAUUACAUCGAAAAAAUCAAACAAACUCAUAGGAAGUACCGGAAGGAUGGUAAAAGGUAGUCGAUGGAUACGAAACCUUACAAGAAGAAAGAAGACAAGCGUUUAAAGAUUCAUCAGACAUUAAAAGUAUGUUAUAAAUUGAGAGAUUUGUAUUUCAGUUAUUUGUCUAUUAAUGAAUUCAUCUGUAGCGUUUACUUGUAAUGAUAGUUAUUGUGAAAAAUAUUUUAAGAGACUUUGUGUAAUCAAGUGGUGUAACUUAUGAUAUGUCGUAUUUUUUGUGUAUAUAAAUGGUGCAUCUCUUACUUCUUUUGAGACAA
Messenger RNA from Helianthus annuus (common sunflower), 879 nucleotides. RefSeq lists its product as uncharacterized. Bases 120 to 668 code for a protein of 182 amino acids. The transcript is spliced from 2 exons. NCBI's taxonomy places the organism in Eukaryota, Viridiplantae, Streptophyta, Magnoliopsida, Asterales, Asteraceae. The record is from RefSeq and is a predicted model, not a curated record.